Messenger RNA from Exophiala aquamarina CBS 119918, 1614 nucleotides. RefSeq lists its product as uncharacterized. The transcript is spliced from 3 exons. The record is from RefSeq and is a predicted model, not a curated record. Bases 1 to 1614 code for a protein of 537 amino acids. Lineage: Eukaryota; Fungi; Ascomycota; Eurotiomycetes; Chaetothyriales; Herpotrichiellaceae.
AUGAAUAAAAAGUCGUCCUUCUCAUCUCUACGAGAGUAUGGACUUAUCGCGCGCGGAGGCUCCUCGUUAGGAAGGGCCUUUCUUCAUCAUAUCUUCUCCCUCGCCUAUGGGUCUGAUCAACAAUAUAACCACGAAAGGUUUGGAGUGAUUGGACGCCUCUUGCCAUGGUUAGGUUUAAUCAACCUUCCGGCUGUGCAGCAGGUGCACCGAAACAUCAAUUGUUGGACAAAUGACCAGGUGAUGGCAUGGAAACAAUCAACGUUUGAAAGUUGUACUACUGUGGCGGUUGUGGGUGCUAUCUUCACUAGCAUUACUCUUAGUGCGUUGUCACUACCUAAACUCGAAGACUGUCCAUGGACAGCCAAAGCAUUUAUCGUGGCUAGCAUGAUAUUAGCCAUUCUAGCUGUAGCAGAAGCCACGUCAUUACAACAGAAGAUUGCUGGUCUCAGCGGUCAUCUAGAUGUUCGGCUUUGGCUCAGUCGAGGCACAUCGGCCCAUUCACAUUUAUAUCGUCUAAUGAAACCUUUUCAUGUGUUCCCAUUGGAGAGUUCUGUUGCAUCUGUCGAGGCUGUGCGGAUGCCAAGACUGUACGUCUUUUUCGCAGGGUGGGUUUUUGCAGUCGGUAUGGGCAUAUAUCUGGCCUGGCAAUGGGUGAAUGAAACCGACAUCCUGACCCGGGUUAAGCACAGAAAUGUUUUUAUUACUUUCGCAGCUAUCAUAAGUGGCUUAUUCGUCCACGAUAUCUGCCUUUCAGUUUUUGAGGCGCGUGACCAGGAGAAAAGAAUUAAGGAGUUUGGUAUGAACAAUACUAAUGUAUACUCAAUCUCGGACGAACUGCGAACUCUUGAGAAUAUCCUGAAAGAGUUACAGAUGUUAAAUGAGAGGCGAGACGAACAGGUCAGUGGACCAGAGGUCUUCGAAAACCACAUUAUGUCCUUGCGUAGUGAUCUUGUCCAUAGCAAGAACUAUGCCGAGCUACUAGGUCGUCAGCAAGUUGCAUUGGUCGAAUGUAUAUGGCAUCUUUACCAUCAACUGUGUGUAGAAAUUGUGAAUCGAGAUGAAAAUCUUGCAACUCAGUUAGAGUCAAAAGCCUCAUUAAACGAUAUCUUUGGGUAUCUAGGACUCGAGCCCAUAGAUGACAAUAGUUCCCAAUCCUCUGAACAAACAGCGCAGAAACUGGAGUUAGGUGGCGAAGAGUCUCUACCAGAAUCUCCAUAUUCACGCUCAAGUGUUGACAGUCUCAAACUGCCAUCUACCCUCCAGGAUUUGAAUAUAUCUUAUCCACCGCAGGCACACAGCAGCCCAGCCUACAACUUUCAAGGAGUUGAAAAGCCAGCGUUCGAUUCCUUCAAGCUAACAGAGGCGCUGUUGCAGGAUGGUGGUACCUCUGAGCUCUCUGGGCUACCAGCUUCUUGGCUACUUGAUAAGCAAGUUUCGCAGUCGCCAUUCUCAUUUCCAGAAAACGGAACAGUGUGGAACUUUGACGCGAUCACCGAGUCUCAAGCUCCAGAGUGGGAAAAGAUGAGACUUUGCAAGACUGUGGUAUGGGAUGAUUCUUCCAGCGCAAAUUACGACAGAGACGGCUUGUUCUCUCCGACGUUUCCAUACUGUUGA